AUGCUAUUCAAUCUUGUUAUGCGCGCUUUCACUUUCCUUACAACGAACUCCCACGUGUCAUCCCACACGUGCCACGCGAAAUAUCACAUAUUUAUAAUUUCUCAGCUCACUGAAAAUAUCAUCGUCGUCUUCACUUUCGACCACCACACAAUCAUACGUGAUCUCACCGACCUCCAUUACUUAUCUUCUCUCUUUCUCUUUCACACACACAUUACACAUUGCAGAAGACUACGCAUAUUCCAUCGGUUUCAAAUUUGA
Molecule: messenger RNA, 258 nt
Organism: Lactuca virosa
Lineage: Eukaryota; Viridiplantae; Streptophyta; Magnoliopsida; Asterales; Asteraceae
Source: the annotation of a GenBank genome assembly